GAGAAACAAACGUUGCUAUUUAUAUUGUCUUAGCAACAAAUAAACGGUUUUUUCCAUAACUUUUACUAGCAGCGAAAAAAAAUAAGGAAACAGUUUAAAUUAACAGUUUACUUUAAAGAAAAAAAGAAUUCAAAAUGAAGCCUGAACUGAGCAUAUACAACAACAGCCACCUAGAUAGCAAAAUAAAGAGCUCUAUAGGUAAAACAGCUAAAGCUAUUAACAAUCCUUUUACCCCAUAUUUAUCAGAAAACACAACGGUUAACACUCAGCUGCAACCAAAGUUGAAACUUAUCAAUGAGGAUUUUCGUAAUCCAAAACAUUACGUUGACGAAGACCUUAACGUAAAAAUAGUAAAAACUCCGAGAGGACUGCAAUUGCACACCCGCUCAAAAUAUAUCAGCCCAAGAUUGUCAAAUUCUGCUCCGUUAAAAUUUGAACCACUCGAUACAAAGGAAAGUGGAAAAAAAUUGGAGGAUCGAUUAUCUAAUCUUAAUUUAAAAAUGAACGAGAUGGAUUUAGUAACUCCUCGUUCAAAAAGCCGAUUUUCCGCCACUGAAGAGUAUAAAAGACAACAACAUCUUGUUUACAACGAAUAUCUUCACAACUACCAUAAUUAUUAUAACUUACAUAACAUGAAAUACCUUUAUGAUGAUUACGGCUCUUCAAGAGGUGGCUCUUUGGAUUCAUACCGUCUUCAUACGGUACCUCCGGCUCUUGCAGCAUACUACAGUAACAGAUCCAGAGUUGAAGAUGACUCUUUGUUAGGAAGUCUUGUUAAUCGAUCCAUAAGAUACGGUAAUGAUUUGCCAUAUAGAUAUCGUCUUCCAUACAAUCAAGUUAUCUAUCCUCCUUAUUUUAGUAAUGAUAGUUUAAACCUAACCUCCCCUCAACAAAAAAAUGGUGAUCAAGUUUAUGAAGAACGCAAGAAAAAUAGCGAGGAAAAAACGCAAGGAUCAGUUGUUGAAAGUUUAAACGAUAUCCAAAAUGAUGAUUUCCUUCAACGACAAGAUACAGAAGAGGAAUUGCCAAGAAGCGGAAAUUCCUACGCUAAACUGCGUAAAAGUUAUAUUAACAGGAAGUAUUACGGAGAUAAAUCUGAAAGCCGUUACUGAAAACAUUUUAAAAUCUUUCUUUAUGAUAAAAUUUGCUAAAAACGUUGUCUUUUAUGCUUUGCAUAACAGACAAAGUUUUAGUUUUAUGCACAACUUGCACCAACCACAAAACUCUUUCUGAGCUAUCGAGCAAAAUAAUUUAAGAAAUUUCAUCAAAUAAUUUAGCAAAGCAUUUAUUAUAUUAUCAUAUAUUAUUUAUAAUAUAUUUUAAAUAAAAUUGAACAAUUUAUUACUUGUACUUUUCCAACUUAUUUAAUAUUGUAAUAGAAUUUAAUUAUAUUUAAUAAUUUAUAAAAACUUUCAUGUA
This is a messenger RNA of Hydra vulgaris (swiftwater hydra), 1419 nucleotides long. RefSeq lists its product as uncharacterized. Lineage: Eukaryota; Metazoa; Cnidaria; Hydrozoa; Anthoathecata; Hydridae. The record is from RefSeq and is a predicted model, not a curated record.